This is a messenger RNA of Phytophthora sojae, 378 nucleotides long. RefSeq lists its product as hypothetical. The transcript has a single exon. NCBI's taxonomy places the organism in Eukaryota, Oomycota, Peronosporomycetes, Peronosporales, Peronosporaceae. The coding region runs from base 1 to 378 and encodes 125 amino acids. The record is from RefSeq and is a predicted model, not a curated record.
AUGUUGAGCAGCAGCAAGUUCGUCGACGUGUGCAUCGUCACCUUGGCCCUGUCCAGCGGAGCGCGCGCAGAGCAGGCCGUGGCCCAGACACUGGUCGGCGGCCCGGGGUUUGUCGGCGUUGGCGUCCCCGGUGUUGCAAGCAUCGGAGUGGGCGGCCUGGGUGUGUACGGCCCUGGCGUCUACGGCCCCGGAGUCUACGGUCCCGGCGUCUACGGCCCUGGUGUCUACGGCCCCGGUGUGGGCGUGGGCGUGGGCGGCUAUGGCGCGCCUGCUGCCCCCGCGGCUUACAACAGCUACCCGAGCACGAACGGCGGCGGUGCCACAGCAAGUGCGUCAGCGACUGCGAACGCCAACCGCAAGCUCCGCUCGCAGGGAUGA